GAACUGGCUGAUGGGUCAUGCCAGUUAUCCUCCUGUCAAUCCAAAUGUACCCAGCUAUCUAGUGGGGCCAAUGUUUGCUCACCCGACAUUAGCGAAGGAAUACCGAACCUCGUGACAUAUCCUUCCCCUGCUUGUCCAGUGGACUUCCUGUGGCGACCUGCGGUGUCUCUGUGUUACAAACCCUCGGACGUCGCUAUGACGUGGCAGGAUGCAGAAACGUACUGUACGUCUGUCGGAGCCAGGCUGGCCAUACUGGACUCCCAAGAGAAACUCGACACCGCAUCUGCUGAUUACACGGCUGGGCACUUCUUGACCUAUCAAUACUAUAUAGGGGCCUCCGUGGUAUCUACCUGGGGUUCAAACGAAUGGCGGUGGGUGGGAGGGUUUCCGAUAGACCCUAUCUUCCUUACGACAUACAGCUUAACAAUGACGGCAGGGAACUGCAUGCUAUGGAACAACAUUUCUCACCUGUCCCAGAUAGAUUGCAUAUUUGCCAAUCGAGCUCUCUGUGAAAUACCCAGUGCCAUAGAACCUGGUACUACUUCAACAAUAUCAACGACACAGCCUACACCAACAACGACACAGCCUACAACAACGACACAGCCUACAACGACACAGCCUACAACAACAACGACACAACCAACAAUAUUAACAACACAGCCUACAACAACACAGCCUACAACAACAACGACACAGCCUACAACAACAACGACACAACCAACAAUAUUAACAACACAGCCUACAACAACAACACAGCCUACAACAACAACGACACAGCCUACAACAACAACGACACAACCAACAAUAUUAACAACACAGCCUACAACAACAACACAGCCUACAACAACGACACAGCCUACAACAACGACACAGCCUACAACAACAACGACACAGCCUGCAGCAUCCACAACACAGCCUACAAUUUUAACAACACAGCCUACAACAACGACACAACCUAUAACAAUGACACAGUCUACAACAUCGAUUUCAGUUACUUCCUAUUAUUCUGAAAUACAUUAUCGUCCAGUAAACUGUCCAUUUCCAUUUGUGUGGAAACAGGCUGCGAACCUUUGUUACCAUGCCAACGAAAACAAUUUGGAUUGGCAAACUGCCAAAACGAAUUGUGAAGCCUUGGGAUAUGGUGCGCGAUUGGCUAUAUUGGAUACUAAUGAAAAGCUCAACAGCAUCUUGGACGAUUAUGGUAUGGGGAAUCUGAUGUAUUAUCAAUAUUUCAUUGGCGCCAUUUUCGACAAUCAGGGCGGAGUGUGGAGGUGGACGGACGGCGUGGUGGUGGAUCAGACCUUCAAGAUGAACUACAAUAUCAUAGACAUGGCGGGAGAUUGUUUCAUGUGGGACGACUUAGACAUGAUCUAUCAGUUCCCGUGUAGUCUCAAUCGUCCAUCUUUAUGUGAGAUACCACAAGAUGUCCUGUCACCGAUAACGACUUGUCCAUCUAAUUUUGUUUGGAAUUCGGCAGCCGGUUUAUGUUACUAUGUGCAUGAAAACCCUAUGGUAUGGCAGGAUGCCAAAACACACUGUCAAUCCAUCGGGGCUAGACUUGCGAUACUAGACACACCAACAAAACUUGAUGGUGUUUUAAGUGAUUACACAUCGGGCAUGUUGAUGAAUUACCAAUACUUUAUUGGAGCCUCAUUCGAUAGUGUACUUAUGGCCUGGAAAUGGAUCAACGGUUCGUUUGUAGAUCCCGGAUUUCUUGCAACCUAUCUCGUCAGCGGAGGACCUGGGGAUUGUCUGAUGUGGGAUGAUAUCGUCUUUCUGCGAAAUUAUCCUUGUAUAACCUCUCAGCCGUGGAUUUGUGAUGUUCCCGUGGCUCCAUCGGACUAAGAGAACUAUUCUUUAGAGGACAAACCACCGUAGUACAUGUAGUUUCAGCGGUGAAGCAGAUUUUGUUCCGAAAGUUUUGCACAGUUAACACUCCGAAUUACAAUAUAUAUAUACAUGUACAUACAGAGAGAGAGAGAGAGAGAGAGAGAGAGAGAGAGAGAGAGAGAGAGAGAGAGAGAGCUUAUACUGUAUUAACUCAUCCACGUUUAGUUACACAAAAUAGUACACUUAAUUUGUAAUUUAAUUAUGGUACAUUGUAUCUUUAUAAUGUUCCUUUCAGUGAGUUUUACCCUCAUAUAGUACAAUACAGACUUUCAGCGUAGAAUAUUAUACUUUUAUUUUACCUAUACCCUGUAACGAUAAGAUUAAUGCUGUGUAUUUAAAAUAAAAAUAAUAACAA
Ostrea edulis (European flat oyster) is the source of this 2245-nucleotide messenger RNA. RefSeq lists its product as uncharacterized. NCBI's taxonomy places the organism in Eukaryota, Metazoa, Mollusca, Bivalvia, Ostreida, Ostreidae. The coding region runs from base 196 to 1845 and encodes 549 amino acids. The record is from RefSeq and is a predicted model, not a curated record. The transcript has 7 exons.